Molecule: messenger RNA, 1236 nt
Organism: Entamoeba dispar SAW760
Lineage: Eukaryota; Evosea; Mastigamoebida; Endamoebidae
Exons: 2
Coding region: 1-1236 (411 amino acids)
Source: RefSeq, a predicted model, not a curated record
AUGAGCUUUCCUAGUGUUACUAUGAAUUCAAAUUUCAAAAGUGAUAAUACUGAAACAUCUACACAACCUCAACCUAAAAUUCCAAUUAAAAAUGAGAGAUCUGUUGGGACUAUUCCACAAUGGAAUGAAGAAGAAAAUCAAUUAUUAGAUCAACAAAUGAAAACAACCAAUUUCUUAGAAAAUACUGAUAUGUUGUAUAAAUUACAAUCAUUAUUUCCAAAUAAAUCAUCACAACAAAUUUUAAAUAGAAUUAAAUGGGUUGCAGGUGGUAAAAAACAAAAUUGGGAAGAGUUUUGUGUUCAGUGUUCAUAUCAACCAUUUACAAUUUCUACAUAUCAAAAAUAUACAGAACAUAGAGAACAAAUUCCUAAAAUUAAUCCCCAAAUUCAAACAAUUCAUUCAAUUCGUCCUCUUCAAUCUCAAAUUAAACAAGAAGGAAAAACAACUCUUCCUCAACAAAUUCAAAAUACUAUUCCUAUAAUUCAACAAACACCAACUCAUCCAUUACCAUCAUCUAAUCAAGUAAUUCAACAACAAAUACAAAUAAAAAGUAUUAAUACUUCAAAUCAAUUACAACGUUCAAAUCAAAUUGGUCAAGUUACUCCAGGAAAUCAACCAAUAAUGCAAGAAAUUGGAAAUCAAAUCCAAACAUUUAUACAAACAAAACAACAAACACAACCAAUUCAUUAUCAACAAUAUUCUCAAAUUAAUUCAAUAAAUAAUACAUUAUCUCAACAACAACAAACACAAUUAAAUAUUCCAAUUACAAUACCUUUACAACAACAAAUUCUUGAAGAUAAAUUAGAAAAUAAAAAGAAACCUAAAAUAUCAAAACUAGAAAAAGAUGAUAAAACAAAAAAACAAUCAUCAAGAAAAAGAAAAACAAAAGAAAUAGAAAAAAAUAUUCAACAACCAUUAAUUAAUUCAAAUGAAAUAGAAGAGCAAAUUAAAGAACUUAUAGAAAAUAAUGAACAAGUAUUAGCAUCUAUUGAAAUUUCAUUACAAACACAAGAACUUCUUUCUUUAGAUCGUCAAUGGAUUAUUACUUUUGGUUCAAAUAUUAAAAAUUUAUUAAGUAUGACUGAUACUUUAGCAAAACCUGCACGUUUACCAUUUUUAUCAUUAGCAUUAAAUCUUCCACCAGAAUUAGCUGAUAUUCAACAAUUUCCAACAUAUCCUGGAAUAAAUCAAAUACCACAACAACAAACAAACAUAAGAUAUCAACCACAAUAUUAA